This is a messenger RNA of Dimorphilus gyrociliatus, 3270 nucleotides long. Lineage: Eukaryota; Metazoa; Annelida; Polychaeta; Dinophilidae. The record is from the annotation of a GenBank genome assembly.
CUUUACACAUCUUAAUUUUGAUUCCAGAACAGCAUUGACAACAAAAGCAACAAUGCAGUUGAUCGCAAUACAAAUUUUUCUAAAUUAAUUCACUUACUUUUUUAUAGAAAGUUUGAGAGCUACAGCUGCAGGAAUGAAAUGUGCUAGGAGAUUUAUAGUGGUUUGCUGCCUUGUUUUAAUUGGAUUUUUAUUGUAUACUCUUUUUAAUAAGAAGGAAAGGAUUUUGAAUAGAUCUCCAAUUCAUAUUCAGAAUGUUAAUAGUGAAAAAAUAAAUAAAGUUACACUCUCCAAGUUGAUUACAACUGCAAAAUUACAAAAGAAAGAUCUCGUUUGCAAAAAACUUGGUCAUACUAAAAGUGAUAUUAAUGUUAGAGAUAUUUGGCAGACGGUUGCAAAACUGCAAUCUCAAAGAUUAACUGUAAACGAACCUUCUCAGACAUAUACAUUAGGCGCAAGGGAAUUACAUGUAGUAGUUAUACCUCAUUCUCAUUCUGAUCCUGGAUGGCUAAAGACAUUUGACGAAUAUGUCCUAGAUCAAACUUAUCAGACUUUACAAAAUGUUGCUAUAGAACUGGAAAGAUUACCAAAUAUGACAUUUGUUUGGGCUGAAACUUCAUUUUUAAAUGCAUGGUCAGGAAGAACUGAACCAAAAAAUCUAGCGAAAAUACAAAAACAUUUGGAAUCGGGACGUUUAGAAAUUGUUGAAGGAGGUUGGGUUGUUCCUGAUCAGGCUACUCCCUCUCUUUAUGGUCUUAUAAAUCAAAUGGUUGAGGGUCAUUCCUGGCUGAGAAAAUAUCUAAAAUAUACGCCUAAAAAUAGUUGGGCUCUUGAUCCAUUUGGAUAUUCAGACACCCAUCCAUAUAUCUAUAAACUUGCUGGAUACGAGCAUAUGGUCAUUCUACGAGUUCACUCUGGCGUCAAACGCGCAAUCGAAGAUAAAGGAGCUUUGCAUUUUGAUUGGCAUCAGGCUUGGGACUCUACUGGGAAAUAUGACAUGCCAACACAUAUGAUGCCGUAUACGUUGUAUAAUAUCAAACAUACAUGUGGACCUUCAACAGAUACAUGCCUUUAUUUUGAUUUUCGUCAAAUUCAAGGUGAAAUAAGUGAAUCUAGAGCUGAACCAGUAACGGAUAAAAAUAUAGUGUCACUUGCUACUAAGCUGGUUGAUCAAUGGUCACAAAAAGCGGUUAUUGCCGCAGCUGGCACUGAUCCAGCAGUUGUAAUCGUUCCUUUGGGUGACGAUUUUCGAUAUGACAGGCCGUUGGAGUGGCCGCAACAAUAUAAUAAUUAUAUGAUGUUAUUUGAAUAUAUCAAUUCCAAAAAGGAUUGGAAAGUAAAAGCCAAAUUUGGUACAGUUGCAGAUUAUGUAUCAUUAAAAAAGAAAUUUAUGAAAGAUUCUGCAAAAAAACUAUCCGGUGAUUUUUUCCCUUAUGCAGAUAAACCUCUUAAUUAUUGGACAGGUUACUUUACUACUAGACCAGCGCUAAAAAGGCUGGGUAAGGUAUUAGAGUACCGUUUAAGAGCCACUGAGAUUCUCUAUGCACUAACAAACCAUAAUUUUACAAAGGCCCAAUCUCUUAUGAAUAAGGGUAGAAGAGCUUUGGGUCUGUUUAUGCAUCAUGAUGCAAUAACAGGUACAUCAAGAAGUUAUGUAGUAGAAGACUAUAGACACCGUAUGAUAGGUGGAUUAAAUGCUUUAAGAAAAGUUGCUGAAAUUUGUAUGCAAACUCAAUUAGCUUCAAAAUCUUCAUUUACUUUACUUCCUGAUCCUUCAAUAAAAGCGGCUCAUUCCAAACAGCCAAUGGACCUUCCAAUUACUUAUAGUGUUGCUGUCUUUAACCCUAUUGAGCAUAAACGACAUGCUAUAAUUGAAAUUAAUCUUAAACAAAUUCAUUCUAAUCUAAUUGGAGACGAUGUUGUCAAAUGUCAGGUAAAUCCUAAAUGGCGAAAGAGAGGAAAACAAAUUAGUACAAGUGAAUUUAAGCUUGUUUGCUUGGUUGUUUUAAAGCCGUUAGCUACUAGUACAUUCUCUUUGAUAAAUGAUAAUAAAGUUAGUAUAUCAGCAAUUGAAACAAGCCUUUCAACAAAUAUUCCCAAAGGACCCUUCAAAUUAGAUAAAUUAGAAAAAAAUGAACCCUUAGUUUUGAAGGGAAGUAGUUUAACUGCACAGUUUUCUACAGAAUCCGGCCUCCUAAAUAGUAUAAAUGACGAUCCAGUGAACACUAAAGUUUUAGCUUAUACUUCGUCUGGGAGUGGGGCUUAUUUAUUUGGUGCUGAAGGACCUGCAACAGGAAAUGGGCUAUCUUCCACUCCUAUAAUAAGCGUCAUUCGAGGACCCGUCACAUCUGAAGUUAUUCAUUCCCAGGACGUAAUAGUUCUCUCGUCCCGUGUAAUUAACAUCCAAUCUGACAUAGCUAAAGCUAUACACUUGUAUAAUGAAAUAGACUUGACUGAAAGGCGUGAUAGGGAAGUUAUCGUUCGAUUUGAAACAAGCAUUAAACCUGUCAAUGACAAAAGUCAUUUUUUUACUGACUUAAAUGGAUUCAAUACAGUUCCAAGAAUGAAUAUAUCGCAACUGCCCCUACAAGCUAAUUUCUUCCCUGCAACCCAAUUUGCUUUUGUAGAAAGCGCAGAGGGAAAGAGAUUCAAUGUUCUCCUUGGACAGUCUCAUGCAGUUUCAUCCCUUAAGAAUGGUCAGAUUGACAUUUUGCUCGAUAGAUCUCCAACAGAAGAUGAUGGCAAAGGUUUAGGAGGAGGAGUAGAGGAUAUGAGACCCUCUAAUACUUAUGUUACAAUUUUUUUUGAAAAAACCAAAGCACCUGCUGAGCCAACCCUCUCGCAGCCAAGUCUCUUAUUGAGACACCUUUCAUUGUUUUUAAACAAUCCACCUUUAAUAUUUGCUUUUACCGAAAAUUCAAGAGUUACAUCUUCCUUACUUAAAGCGACUCUUCCUUGCGAUGUACAUUUGCUUACUUUGCGGAAAGAGAGCGCAAAUACUUGCCUAAUGAUUUUACAAAAAGUGCCCUACGACUGCGAAUCAAGCUCAAUUCCUAAAAACUGUGUUUUAGAAAACUCUUUUAACUUAUAUAAAAUGUUUAAGGGUAUCAUAAAAGUGACCAGCACAUCUCUAACCAUGAUUAGAGACUACAGAGCAAUUCCGCCGAAGUCCGCUGACUUAAAAAACAUGAAUCCUAUGGAUAUAUUUGCCUACAAAGUUUCUAUUAAAUUAUAACAAAUUAUUUGUCUUGAAUAAAUAAUACUCUAGUCAAA